AUGGUCCUUCACGAGUUCGUGGAAACCGUUCGCUGGGCCUUCACCAACGGUUCCACUGACGUUGGAGCCUUUUUUUACGCCGUUCUUUUCAUCGUCCUCUUCAGCGUCAUAGCGUUGGUUGUCGCGUGUUGCGUCUCCGUGGCAAUGGGAGCAUGCGUAAAUCGUUGCACUAAGAACCGAGACGAGGAGGCGAACAAGCCUGAUGAAGAAGACGGCGACGAUGCCGCCGCUGGUGAGAUGGAGGAAAACGACGAUUAA
Colletotrichum graminicola M1.001 is the source of this 258-nucleotide messenger RNA. RefSeq lists its product as uncharacterized. The record is from RefSeq and is a predicted model, not a curated record. The coding region runs from base 1 to 258 and encodes 85 amino acids. NCBI's taxonomy places the organism in Eukaryota, Fungi, Ascomycota, Sordariomycetes, Glomerellales, Glomerellaceae. The transcript has a single exon.